AAAGGCCAAAACACGUCAGAUUGACUUCAAAUCGCGCACAGAGACAAAGAACCCCAGCAGCAAGAACAAGCACGCAAAAAUUAAUUUACACGCAAAUGAGUCGCACUCAAAAUUGCAAGCUUCAAGGAAAGUUUUCGACGGAGCCCAGAAGAGUUUAAGAACGGCGACCAUCUUUGAUUCUUUCAUACGUGCAGAACUCAUACCAUACUUUAAAAGAUUUCAACAUGGACCAAAAGGAACAGUUUUCCCCUCACAGCCAUAUUCCAUAUGGGGAAGCUGGGACAGGCUUCUACACUGAUAACACACUAGGAUGCUAUAACGUGAUACAAGAGGCAACUCCAUUGGUUCUGGAGUCAAUAAAAAACACGAACAUCAAGGGUGGAUCUGUGUUCACCAUAGCUGAUUAUGGGACAGCUGAUGGUGGAACUUCCAUGCCUAUUAUCUACGCUUGUGUCAAAGCAAUACGAGAGAAGUAUGGAGAAGAGCUAGCAAUCAAUGUAAUCUAUGAGGACCAACCAGUCAAUGAUUUUAAGUCUCUGUUCAUGAGAGUACAUGGUCAUAUCCCUGGACCACCAUCAUUUCUUCUGGACUUCCCCAAUGUGUAUGUAACAGCUAGUGGAACAGACUUCUACAGUCAAUGCUUUCCCAAAAAUACUGUUACUCUGGGGUUCUCUGCUACAGCAAUGCACUGGCUGCGUAAAAAGCCAUGCAGCAUAACAGGUGCUUUGCAUCAUACCAUGAUAACAAUCCCUGAAGAAGGGGAGAAGUUUCGUGAGCAGGCAGCUAAGGAUUGGGAACAGGUAUUACUGAAGAGAGCUGAUGAGCUCAUGCCAGGAUGUCAAAUGGUUCUUGUGCAGUUUGCUGUUGAUGAAAAGGGCCAGUUUCUUGGCAACACAGAUGGCAAUAAAGUAUCCAUGCAUCAUUUGAUGCGUGACCUGUGGAAAGGUUUUGUUAGCGAGGGCAAGAUAACGGAGGAGGAAUUUCAUCACACUACUUUUGUCAAUUACUAUCGCACACUUGAGGAAUUCAAGAAGCCUUUUGAGACAGACUCACCCGUUACUAAAGCUGGUUUGAAACUGGUUUCCAUGGAAACACGUGUGGUGCGCUGUCCAUAUAAACAGAGAUGGAUGACAGAGAAAGGCGACCCUAAAGAGCAUGCUAAACGAUAUGUACCUACCACGAGGACUUGGAGUAAUAGUACCUUUUUAUCUGGUUUAUCUGACUCUCGUUCGCCCGAAGAAAAAGCGAAGAUCGUUGACGAGUUUUUUCAGCGUUAUGAGGAUGAAGUGGCAAAGCACCCAGAGGAUCAUGGGAUGGACUAUGUACAUGCCUACAUUGUCGUAAAAAAAGAAUAAUUGUAAUUACCAAUUAUUGGUAAUUGGAGACCUUAGUCUUUUAUAGACUUUCGCAAAGUCCUUCCAAGCGCGCUAGGGCAAAAAAUGGUGGUUUUUUAGCCAUUAGACUCUGUUAUAUUGGUGGUUUUUUAGCCGUUAGACUCUGUUAUAUUGGUGGUUUUUUUUUUUAUUAAAAAAAUCUGUUUAAACUGUUA
Actinia tenebrosa (Australian red waratah sea anemone) is the source of this 1549-nucleotide messenger RNA. RefSeq lists its product as uncharacterized. NCBI's taxonomy places the organism in Eukaryota, Metazoa, Cnidaria, Anthozoa, Actiniaria, Actiniidae. The record is from RefSeq and is a predicted model, not a curated record. Gene Ontology annotation, molecular function: methyltransferase activity.